This is a messenger RNA of Plasmodium fragile, 1716 nucleotides long. RefSeq lists its product as uncharacterized. Gene Ontology annotation, cellular component: cytoplasm. Gene Ontology annotation, biological process: histidyl-tRNA aminoacylation. The transcript has a single exon. The record is from RefSeq and is a predicted model, not a curated record. Gene Ontology annotation, molecular function: histidine-tRNA ligase activity. NCBI's taxonomy places the organism in Eukaryota, Apicomplexa, Aconoidasida, Haemosporida, Plasmodiidae. The coding region runs from base 1 to 1716 and encodes 571 amino acids.
AUGCUCGCGAGACUUGCCCUGGUCCUCGCGACGCUCAUUCAAGUCCUCUCGUUGCGUACCCCUGAACAGGGCAUAAUAAACCAUCCCGUCUGGCCCUUCCUGAACAACCCCGGGGCCAAAAAGUCUGCACCCUACCACCAACGUUCCUCCCACAACACAAACAUAAGCCUGAAAGGAGUAAGAGGCAUCAGGACCUUCAACCCUAGCGACUACGCAAAGAGAGAGUACAUAUUUAACACAUGGAAGGAACUAGCCAAGGCCUUUUCCUACGACUUUUAUGACCUGCCGGUGCUGGAGGACUACUCCAUUUUUCAGAACAGCAAAAUAAAUGAGGCAUACGACUUUGUAAAAAAUAAACGUCAUUUGAUUUUGCGCCCUGAAAUCACUCCCCAGUUGGUGAGACACUUGUUCGUGCGCGAGGAGAGGGCACAGCAAGCGCACCGCCACAAAAUUAAUACAGUUGCACAGUUGGCUGAUCAGGAAGCUGGGUGUCCGCCGCCAUCCCAAAGUGAAGUAACAACGGCCGCCAUGCCCAGCUCACCCUCACCCCGUGUGAGCCUCAAGCCCUACCGACUGCACAACCUCCGCAAGGUACACAAAAUGAGCACCAUCGGUCAGUGCUUCCGAUAUGAACAAACAACCACAUGUAGAAAAAGGGAGCACUACCAAUGGAAUGUGGAUAUCGUAGGAACAGAACAGCUAGAUGCAGAUGUUGAAAUACUAACCAUGUUGAUCUCCUUCUUCCAGCGAGUCCACCUACACCCCAGGGACGUGGUAAUAAAAAUAAAUGACAAGAGAAUUGUUGUACAGAUGAUAAAAAAAAUCUUCAAGUCAUCCUUGAGUGAAUUUUCACAACCCUACAUUCAACACCAUGUCAUUCAAAAUGUCUUACACAACCUAGACAAAUAUAAAAAAAUAUCCAGUGGUACUUUUAAAUUUUUGUUUCAAAGGAAAAUGCCCUACUUGCACAAACAUGAAAUGAUCAAUUUCUUCAAUGUCAUUGCAAAAAUACAAAGUUUACCUGACCUAGCAAUAUUUUUUAAUUUUCCAGAGAAGGUCAUUUUUUCCGAUUUGCACACAGUGCUAAGUUAUUUUCAGGACAUGAAUUUAAACCCUUACUUCGAAAUCGACUUAACUGUUGUUAGGGGAAUGGAUUAUUACACAAAUAUUAUUUUUGAGAGUUUCUACAGGCACAAAAAGUACAGAGCAAUUUGCGGCGGAGGCAGAUAUACCUACCUUCUUAAUGAGGGACAGCAUGUGUGUGCAGUGGGUUUGGGGAUGGGGGACGUCGUCAUCACGGAAAUUCUAUUCAACAGCCAAGCGCGCCAUGGGCGGAACGCAGAGGGAGACUUAGCCGACGAGCUCUCCAAGAACGUCGACGUGGUUAGCUUCUUCCCGCCCCUGACACAGCAGGUGGAGCAGAAACAUGUUGGCCACCCCCCCUGCACCCUCAUACAAAGGGAACACUUCCACAUAGUGGACACACUACGCAGAAACGGUGUGCGCGUGUACUCCCUCCUCCAGGGCACCAACAACAGCAGCCUUUCGAAGGCGCUGAAGAAGGCCAACUCCAUGCGCGCAAAUUUUUUUUUCUUCUUCGAUGAGCACAUUGGAGUGUUCUGCCUGAAGGAUUUGAGAACCGGGGGGCAGCGCGCGGUCACGUCGGCGGACGUCCUGUCGGUCUACUCUUCAGGGAUUUCCCCGCCACCCCAGUAG